GCAUUUCGAGGGGGGCGUCGUCACAGGCUCAUGGCUACACGCUGCACAGCGAGCGUGAACUGGACUGUUAAUAAUCCCUGAAUAAUAUUCCAGUUUUUGUCCCGUGUGCUAGCCGUGUGAGAGUGUGCAGUCAGACAGCAUGGGCACGGAGGACGACGCCGCUCUGCUCUUCCUAAUCUUCCAGCACCUGAAGGUUAACGGCUACCGGAAAGCCGCUAAGGUGCUGGAAAAACACGUUGCUCAGGUGGAGACAGCCGAGGAGAGCUCCAACCUACAUGAUAUCUACACAGGCUGGAUGAAGCUGUGCUCUCUAGCCCAGCAUGCCAAGCAGGAGACAGAAGACCCUACUUUAAAGAAGAAGAGCAUUAAACCAGAACCUGCCACCAGCGAAGAAGAGGAGGGCGCAGACACUAAACCCUCCAACAUCCCAGAGGAAAACAACGUGGAUGCAAAACCUCCACUUGGGUCCGAGACAGAUGGUGCUGAGUCAUCCAACCCAGAUCCCCCCUGUGAGGGGAGAGAUGCUGAGUCGGUCUCUGAGCAGCUGCUGCAUCCUGCAGCUGAAACCAAAGCAACAGACUCAGACAGUGAAGAAAAGAGAAAGGAGGAGACCCAACCGGAGCCAGAGCCAGCUCCUGUUGACGUGUCUGCUGAGGCCGCUAACGAGGCAGAGAGUUCCAGCUCGGACUUUGAGGACGAGGUUGGCCCCGGCCCGGUCGAGCCCGGACAAGCUGCCGCUGAUCGGGCUGGGGAUGGGCUCCCGGCCCCGGAUCCGGCCCCUGAGAGCAGCGUGGAGCAGAAAGAGGACGAUGAUGAGCUGAAGCAGGAGACGGAAGCAGCCCCAGAUGAAAGCUCUGCAGCUGAACAGACAGCCGUCAAUCAAACCGAGGCCUCAGAGGAUGAAGACAGCGCUGCAAAGGAGCCCAGCCAGGCUGAGCCCAGCACAGCUGACCUGACACCUCAUGAGACCAAUGACCAGCAGACAGAGAGGGAAGCCCCGCCCCCCGCAGACCCUGAUUCUGAAAAUCCUGAUGAGGAAGAGGAGGAAAAUGAGGAGAAAUCUGAGAGCACAGAGGGCAGUGACCUCACCCCCCUGCUGAAGCCUGAAGACCAGACUGAGACAUCAUCACCCCCCCCAGAGGACCCCAUCUCUGACACUGCAGAAGAGCAACUCGACCCAGAGGUCAACAUCAUCCUCAACAUCGAAGUCAGUGACAGUGAGGCGGCCGAGCCAGAAACUGUCCAUGCGCUCCCUGAGGAGGCGACAGAGUCCGGAAAAGAACCCCCAACUCCCAAGAAGAGGAAGAAGAAAAACAAGAGCAAAAAGGAUGUAGAGACGCCAACUGCAGAUCCCCCGAGCACAGACUCAUCGACCGCAGAUACAUCCAGCGAUACUACUCUGACCACCAAGACUGGCAAAAAGAAAAAGAGAGCGGAGGAGGUGGCAGAGGAAGAGAUGGAGCAGAAGCAAGAGGAGGAGGAGGAGGCGGACAUGUCUCAGGCCACUUCACCAGAGAAGAAGAAGAAGAAGAAGAAGGCUAAGAAAAGGAAAAGGGAGCCGAAAGAAGUGGAAGAGAAAGACGAGGUUACUCCCGUCGCUCCCUCAGACGAGAAGAUCAAAAAGAGAAAGGUAAAAGAUGUAGAAGAGGAGCAGAGCGAGCCAGCAGGAGUGGAGAAAGAGGAGAAUCUCGUGAGUCCGGCAACAGAUGAGAAAAAGAAGAAGAAGAAAAAGAGGAAAAAAGACGGCAGACAAGAGGGCGAGGAGGUGCAGUCUGAUGAGAGAGCAGCAGGCGGAGAAGGAGACGCAGCAAAGCAUCUGGAGGCCACAGACGGCGACUCCUCUCAGCUCUCCUCGGCCAAAAAGAAACACCCCCUCAAGAAGAAACUGAGCCUGACCAAGAGACUGAGGCGCCACAGGCAGGAGGAGACGGCCAUGAUGAAUCAGAAGUGGAAGGAGAAGAAGCUCGCUAAGAAACUAAAACGGAUGAAAGGGGCAGCAGAGGAGACACCUGAUUCUGCUCAGCAGGAUGACGACACACCAAAGAAGAAGAAAAAGAUGAAAAUGAACACGGAACAAGAAGAGAACUCCUCAAAGGAAAACCAACCGCCAAAGAAGAAAAAGAAGAGAUUGGUGGAGGUGGAGGAAGAGGAUGAAAGCAGCACUGUGCCCGCUGAGCCUCCUGAAGUCGACUCGUCUCCGCUUUCAAAGGAAAUCAAGAAGAAGAAGAAGAGAAAGAUGAAGGCGGGAGAAUGCGAGGAGACGGCUCCCGUGCCCAUCACUGUGAGCCAGGAUGGACCUGCAAGGAAAAAGAAGAAGAACAGAUUAAAGGAGAAACUGGAAGAGACGGAAGCAGCUGCAGACCAACAAGCUACUUCUACGAAAAAGAAAUCCUCCAAAAAGACAAUCAUCUCUGAUUAAAUACGUCAGUGAAGAGUGAUUGGAUCUUGGACCUAAAAGCCCCCCCAAAGGACAAUCUGCAUCGUGUUUGUGCCUUUACUCUGGAGUUGCUGCCUGGGAUCAACAUCAGUGUUCAGUAAUGGCUCACUGUCUUCAGCUGGAAAACUUUGAAAGCAAUACAACUAAUAUUAUCAAAGAAGGCAAUUGUUUGCGAUUGUCCCAUACUGGUGAAAUGCUAAACAAUGCUUAUUUUUUAAAUGUUUUCUGUUUUGAUGGGUUCAGUAGAUGAGUCUGUUUUUAGUUAUCAGUCAGUUCAACAUUUUUCUACUCGGUUUGGUUUUUAAAGUAGAAACGUGUGCUUUUACUUUUCGUUUCGUCAUAAAGCUGUGAAAUUCUGUUCUUUUUUUGUGGAAAUGGUUCUGUUUACAGAGUUCUGUUGUUUACACACUUUUCUUAUUAAUCCCAGACAUAUUAACUAUGCAUCUGAUUAAAUCUUGCUGCUUGGGAGGAGUCUGAACCCGUUUCACUACUGGGAUAUUUGUUGGUGUUCUAAAAGCCAACAUGUGUGAGAGAAAAUAAAACUUACUUUCAUUUCGCUGUAGCUGUGAGUUUUGCUAGUUCACCUUCACACUGUUGCACACGUGGCAUUCACGUCCUAUGGGAGUUACCAGUUUUCUGCAUUGAGUACUUUUACUUCUAAUAUUUUAAAGUAAAGUACAUUUUGCUGAUGAUACUUAAAUGCAGGACUUUGGUAUUACUACUUUUACUUAAGUAAAGGAUCUGGACACCUUUUCCCACCACUAGACAUAUCUUACAGAAGUGCCUAAAAAAAGCUAACUAAUUACACCUCACGGUUAUUUAUGCUACAUUAAAGCAUACUAUUUUUUUUUUUGCAUUUUAGGCAUUUAUUGGAUAGGACAGCUUAGACAUGAAAGCAACAUGACAUGACUGCGUAAACAUACACGCCACUUUCCUAAAGCCAAAUGGCGUGUUGUAUGGACGCAUUUUGAGCUAUCCACGUGUAUGUCCACGCUGUAUACAGCGGACCUUUUUAAGAACCACACAAUUUUAACGCUCGUAAACUUCUAAUGACCCCAAACACCGGUGAACUAGAGGACGUUGGUUUUUGGCUCUGAGCUUCAGAAGAGAGAAAAGUAAAAGUAGUUUAGGAUUAGUAUCGAUUCAUAGAACUGUGAGGAGAAAUUAGAUUUUAUACACACACACACACACACACACACACACACACACACACACACACACACACACACACACACACACACACACACACACACACACACACACACACACACACACACACACACACAAACAAACUCAGCUUUCUCCUGAAACAGGAAACAACAGAUGUGUGAAUACGUUUGAACAGUUAACUGUUAAACUUGAAAGACCAGAGAACAAAGUGUUCAAGUCUGGUAUGUCAUGAAAUUAAAUAUGAAUAAGGACCAUAUAUGACUCAUGAGGAGAGGGGAACAAUUUCUUAUGUGUUGAUGUUUCUGGUUACUGUUUUCACUUCCAAAUACCAUUUGGGCUGUUACAGAUGAGUUUAGGUUUCCUGCCUCAUGUAGUUCACAUUUCAGGAUGUGUACUUGUCUGAUUUUGUCCUACAAAUUGCCCGUUUCCAAUAAAUACUUUCUCUUCAAAAUGAAA
Molecule: messenger RNA, 4063 nt
Organism: Perca fluviatilis (European perch)
Lineage: Eukaryota; Metazoa; Chordata; Actinopteri; Perciformes; Percidae
Product: cell surface glycoprotein 1-like
Exons: 15
Coding region: 140-2419 (759 amino acids)
Molecular function (GO): protein binding
Source: RefSeq, a predicted model, not a curated record